Orbicella faveolata is the source of this 3401-nucleotide messenger RNA. RefSeq names its product voltage-gated potassium channel KCNC1-like. Gene Ontology annotation, molecular function: protein binding; delayed rectifier potassium channel activity. The record is from RefSeq and is a predicted model, not a curated record. NCBI's taxonomy places the organism in Eukaryota, Metazoa, Cnidaria, Anthozoa, Scleractinia, Merulinidae. Gene Ontology annotation, cellular component: voltage-gated potassium channel complex; membrane. Gene Ontology annotation, biological process: potassium ion transmembrane transport; protein homooligomerization; action potential.
UUGUGUUCAGUUGGUUAUCCAAUUUGUUUACACCUAAGGUUAUCAUAACAUCACGUAAAAUUUCAAUCAGUUUAGCUAGCGAGACGAAAUAAAUUAAAUUCUACCGAAAGACGAAUUUUUCUUGCAAAGGGUUUGACGCAUUAUCGACAAGACCAACAAGUUUCUUUAGGAUUACAUCAAAAAUAACGUCCGUAAUUUUACACAGGACACUAAUACUGUUUUGACACGAGGUCAAGGAAAGAGACGUUCACUUAAUUACAUUAACAAGGCGUUUCUUGGACUGAGUUCUCAGAAAUCGUAUGUAGAUCUAUGUAAUCUACUCGGUGCCGUUCAAAUUCUGAAAAUCUUAUCGCACAAGUAACCCGAAAAUAAAUAUCGUCCGUAUCCUGAGCCGUGGUUGAUAAUGUCAGGUAUUGACCCCUAAGGCAUAGGAAAUAACUGAGUGUUUAUAUUUUGGCCUGACUGAAGAAGCAUUACAAAUUGAAUGUCCAAUGAGCUUUCUCAGUUACCUUGGCUUCUCAGUCAUCACCUUGAAAUACUGAGUCCUUAGUAAUGAAGCUACUAUUGCUAUUUUGGAUCAUUAGUCUUGUCAACGCAGAAUACGUGCGCUGGCGGGACAAUGAAGAUACUGAAUUCUACAACUCGAGCGGAGAUCCUUUCAGAUUUUGCCGAUUAAGUUUUUCUUCGGCAAAACUCGGAUCGUGUCGAUAGUAGCCUGGCCACUGAUUGCAAGUCCCGCUGACCCGAGCGCUGACUGGCCAGGAUAAAAAGAAAUGUCGUUUGUGUCCAAACGAAAGAAAGGAGCUCACAGGAUAGCUAUGAUUCAAGAACACGCGCAUUCGGACAUCGCAGAUAACUCUGCCGCGGAAACUGCCUCGCCGCCGCCGAACAUCGCUGCUUGUUCUGCCUGGCAACAUACAAGUUCUUCUCCUCUAAUAAUGUCUCGAUCGCGGUCUCGACUCUUCGAUUCAGACAAUCCGGGAGAAACAAGGCUCUAUUUAAACGUGGGAGGACAAAAACACGAAACAUUUGUGAGCACGUUAGCUAGUAUACCUGAUACGCGCCUGGCAUGGAUAGCUGAACGAGCUCUAAAGGAUCCAAGGCCGCUUGGACAAAAGCGCGAAUUUUUCUUUGAUCGGAAUCCCGCGGUUUUUACACACAUUCUAAACUUUUACCGCACAGGAAAGCUCCACUGUCCAAGAGAUGUGUGUGGCCCACUGUUUGAGGAGGAGCUUAACUUCUGGGGUCUGGAUGAAAAACAGAUCGAAACGUGUUGUUGGGCGAAAUACGACGAACAUCGAGACGCCGAAGAGAAAUUACAAGGAUUUUCACGAGACGAUGAUCAGGAUUCAGACUUUGAAGAUGAUAUCGACAGUGGUUCUGGAGAUAUCGAAAUCCCGAGCAGUGGCAGUGAAAUUUGCCACGACGUGCGUCGAAUAACGGCUCCGCGCGUGCGAUACCCUUGGCAAACGCUCAAAAAGAGAAUAUGGAAAACAUUUGAUGACCCUUACUCCUCCAAAUUUGCAAGGGCUGUUGGUUACAUCUCUCUCAUAUUUAACGUGGCGGUUGUAACACAGUUUUGUAUCCUGACUUUAGAUUACUUUAGUAACGAGGACUCCGCACAAAACCAAGUGCUCUUCAUCAUCGAAUCUGUAGCUGUUUCUUGGUUCACGUUAGACAUCGUAAUACGUCUGUUGUGUUGUGCCGAUCGGGUGCGCUUUCUGAAAACGCUUCAAAACUGGGCAGACUUCAUUGCUAUCAUACCGUUCUACUUGGUUAUUCUUACGCCAUACGACCAAGUCAUCAGAAACUUCAGUAUUUUGUACGUGCUUCGAAUGAUCCGCACUUUUAGACCAUUAAAAUUUUCUUACGUUAUGCAAGUCUUUACGCAAACGCUUCGCGCCAGUUCGCGCGAAUUGUACUUCCUGAUCUUCAUCCUGGGCCUUGAAGUAAUAGUUUACGGCAGCCUCGCCUAUUACUCUGAACGGAGCAUGCCCGAAUCUAAAUUCGUCAACAUUCCAGUCUCAUUCUGGUGGGCCUUAGUAACCAUGACAACGGUGGGGUAUGGUGACAUGUAUCCGACAACUCUGCCUGGUAAGUUAGUGGGCUGUGUCUGUGCAAUUAGUGGUGUGCUUAUGAUAGCGCUACCAGUGUCUGUGGUGGCCAGUAACUUCUCAUUGUAUAACUCCUACGCAAAGGUGAAGCUUAAGCUUCCUUCACGCGGGAAGAAAAAUAUGGUCGACAACGCCCUAAAAGCGUUGCAGCUCUCCACACCACAGACCAGCGUAAGCGUUCCGUCGCCCGACGGAGUUAACGGCAAUGGAAGAGGCCGUUAUGCAUCUCUAGCCACCUCGGGUAUUGAAAUGGGAUUGCUAAACUCCAAUAAGAAGAGUCCUGCGGAGGAGGCUGAUCCGUUAACCAAUUACGAGUCAGAUAACCGUAGAUUUGCCAGGCGUUCGGCACAUUUUUCCUUAAACCUGGUUCCAAUAAGAGCGCAUCCAGAACUUCCUGAAGGAGACAGUGAAUCAGAAGAGAACACAAAGAUGGGAGCCGGAAACCAUUUACAACCUGCAAACAAUAAUCUAGGUUAACCCCUAAACAUAAACGUAACACGGACCAACUCGAAAAUGUCAACAAAUAGUCAAGCACUAAAAGAUAACGUAGAAUUAACACGGCAUGAAAUAUCUACAAAUAAAAAUAUCGCCACCCAGAGAUAUGAUGUGUCACAACCCGUGACACAUGAGUUUAGUGAGAAAUGAAAGGGUUAUUAUCAACUAGCCAGUCACGCCCAUUUUGAGGAAACAUUUCUCCAAUGGUGGCGCUUCCUAAGGAAGGACACAGAAAACAAUCCUUUAACCUUGUCGGGCUGCAAACCGUCAUGUCAUUCUUCAGCUGGUCCCGAGAGAGAGCGUAAGUAAUUCGUCCAAGCGCAAACAAAAUCUGCGUACAGCCAUGAAGCAUUUCUUGGAGUAGGUUUGCGCGGACAGAGCUAAAUAUGAAGAAUUUAAUUGACGAUGUUAUGGAAAUUGUUUUCCCAGACUCCUCCUACUCGGUCAUGAUAAGAAAACAACAUGUAUGAUUACAUUUAAUGAAAGACUUUGCAAGAAAAGCAAUUUGCGGUGUUUUCACGAGGGAGCAAUGAUAAAAAUAUAAACAGACACUAACAACAGAUAAUUCACUUUCAGCUAUUAAAGUUUUCAUUUACCACACCAAUAACUGUACGUUGAAGGCGUGUCUGAUAGUACGUCCGCUUUAUUUUUCCUAGGUCAGUUUUGCCGAUGCUAAAACAUUAAAGAUAGCUAUGUCAGUAAACCAAUUGUUGGUCUAAUAGGCCCUUUGCUGCUAAGCCAUCACGUGACCUAUUUUCAUAAAAUUAUGGGUUAUAACUUAUUAACGAAUGC